Messenger RNA from Etheostoma cragini (Arkansas darter), 1358 nucleotides. RefSeq lists its product as uncharacterized. The record is from RefSeq and is a predicted model, not a curated record. Bases 145 to 699 code for a protein of 184 amino acids. Lineage: Eukaryota; Metazoa; Chordata; Actinopteri; Perciformes; Percidae. The transcript has 3 exons.
GGUCACGUCACGUGAUUUUAACAAUUCCUCUUCACUAAAUGGUGGAUAAUACGGAUAAUAGAAUUCUCCAUACCAACUGACUCUAAUAAUAGCUGCUUCGUACAGAUGUACAAAUGACGUAAAGUUUUAAAAUAUAGCGCCAACAUGUCAGAAAGGCACCGCCGGGUGCUGCCGACAUGGAUGGCGAAGAAGGAAGACGACGUGAAAAAGGAGCCGCUGAAGAGCAGGAGAAGACAGAAAACUACACGGGCUGCUUUCUACUGUAUGAACGAGAAGGAGCUGGUAGAGGCAGCUGUUUCAUAUCUUUCCAACGCUGCCUGCCCGGACGUUGAUCUCCUGACUGACCAAAAGGUUGAAGACAAGGCAGUAGAUACCCCUGUGAAAAUAAGGGAGAACACUGCCACUUCCAAGGCGAUAGCAAAGCUGGGGACUUUAGAGGAGGAGUCCUCAGACUGCAAUGAUGCCCCGGAGAAGACGUAUGUUUCAGAAACGGACUCAGACAUUACAGAGGUGGAAACAGUGCCGUACACUAGGAGCCCGCAGCAUCAGGGACCUGGGGGUCAGAGGUCAGCAUCAGUAAAGGAUCAUGCUGGUCUUGUGAAUGUUGGACUGGACGCUGAGGUAAAAGAGGAGCACUCACAGAUGCAAGCGGAGGAAGAUGAUGCUAUGCGGCUUGUGCGAGAAAUCUUUUUCACCUGACCACUGAAAUUGAGAGAACUGAUCCUUUAGUUGAUGUCACUGACAGGGAUGUAACAUUUGGCACAACUCCUCAGACAGUGGAUGGAAUGACUGAUUCCUUAAAGUUUUUCCUUUAAGUUCCCAAAGUUUUUGCAUCAACAUGAGGUGUAUACUUCUGACUGCAGCAUCUAAAAUCCAAUUUUCUGUGAGAAAACGUAAUUAAGCAUCAUAGUGUGUUAAUGGAGUUUCUACCGUGUAUCCUUUACAUCCCACCGUAUUGUUACACUGUCUGUAUGUAUGUACAUACGUGAAUGAAUGGAAAUUCUUUUAACACAGAUAACGUGGUAUUUUGUUUUGUAUAGUUUAAACUAGAUUUGUGAAAAAAUAACACUUCACUGAAAGCUUAAACCAGAAAGCCAAAAAUGUAUGUUAUUCUUUGAUAACUAAUGUGAAACUGACAGCAGCUGUGGUAAUGUUAAAGUUCACCACCCAGAGUUGUAGUAGUUAGAGAGAUAUGCUUCAAGCAGAAGACUAGUGCUUGCAUGAGCAAAAGUACUGAAAACUUGAAACUGAGUUUUUAUUUCAUACACACCAUACUUUAGUGUAGUAUUCGACUGUUGCCUUUUUGUAUCCAGGUAUUCUGCUGAUGUCACCACAGCUUAAAGAGGCACAUUGAUAUU